AUGUUUUUUUCUUUUUUUCCUCGUGCAGAGAAAAAAAAGAAGCCUCGAACCAUGUUACAAUUUGUUAGAACCAAUCCAUUCUUUGUGAUGCUAGCUACCAUUCCGUCUCUUUGUAAUCAUUCGGUCACGUCUACGAUCUAUCUAAGUCCAUUUCUCAUCUCGGUACCUCUGUCUCUCCAUCUGUCUAUCCCAACUAUCUAUCUCAGUCCAUUUCUCAUCUCUCUUUCUCUCGGUCUCUCUCUCUCUCUCUCUCUCUCUCUCUCUCUUUCUCUCCAUAUUCUUUUAAAAUCUAUCUAUCUAUCUAUCUAUCUAUCUAUCUAUCUAUCUAUCUAUCUUAGUCCAUUUCUCAUUACACACACUCUCUUUCUCUCUCACACGGUCUGUCUCUCUCCAUCUGCCUAUCUAUCUAUCUAUCUAUCUAUCUAUCUAUCUAUCUAUCUAUCUAUCUAUCUAUGUCAGUUUAUUUCUUAUCUAUCUUGCUUUCUCUAUCUAUCUCAAAUCUAUCUCAGUUUAUUUCUCAUCUCUCUCUCUCUCUCUCUCUCUCUCUCUUGGUUUGUCUCUCUCCAUCUGCCUAUCUAUCUAUCUAUCUAUCUAUCUAUCUAUUUAUCUAUCUAUCUACCUCAGUUUAUUUCUUAUCUAUGUCACUCUCUCUAUCAAUCUCAGUGUUUUGGAAUCUAA
Acanthosepion pharaonis is the source of this 678-nucleotide messenger RNA. Lineage: Eukaryota; Metazoa; Mollusca; Cephalopoda; Sepiida; Sepiidae. The record is from the annotation of a GenBank genome assembly.